Molecule: messenger RNA, 403 nt
Organism: Peromyscus maniculatus bairdii (prairie deer mouse)
Lineage: Eukaryota; Metazoa; Chordata; Mammalia; Rodentia; Cricetidae
Gene: H2ac20
Product: H2A clustered histone 20
Cellular component (GO): nucleosome
Molecular function (GO): DNA binding; protein heterodimerization activity; structural constituent of chromatin
Source: RefSeq, a predicted model, not a curated record
UGUGUUUUCUAUCAUGUCUGGUCGCGGAAAGCAAGGAGGCAAGGCCCGCGCCAAGGCCAAGUCGCGUUCGUCCCGCGCCGGCCUGCAGUUCCCGGUGGGGCGCGUGCACCGGCUGCUGCGCAAGGGCAACUACGCGGAGCGCGUGGGCGCCGGCGCGCCCGUGUACAUGGCGGCCGUGCUGGAGUACCUGACGGCCGAGAUCCUGGAGCUGGCGGGCAACGCGGCCCGCGACAACAAGAAGACGCGCAUCAUCCCGCGCCACCUGCAGCUGGCCAUCCGCAACGACGAGGAGCUCAACAAGCUGCUGGGCAAAGUGACCAUCGCGCAGGGCGGCGUCCUGCCCAACAUCCAGGCGGUGCUGCUGCCCAAGAAGACCGAGAGCCACAAGGCCAAGAGCAAGUGA